This is a messenger RNA of Loxodonta africana (African savanna elephant), 2504 nucleotides long. RefSeq names its product fibronectin type III and SPRY domain containing 1 (gene FSD1). Gene Ontology annotation, molecular function: microtubule binding. Bases 1 to 2355 code for a protein of 784 amino acids. The record is from RefSeq and is a predicted model, not a curated record. Gene Ontology annotation, cellular component: microtubule. The transcript is spliced from 14 exons. Gene Ontology annotation, biological process: regulation of cell division; regulation of mitotic spindle organization. Lineage: Eukaryota; Metazoa; Chordata; Mammalia; Proboscidea; Elephantidae.
AUGGGAAGACUGAGACACCAGGUGAGGCAGGAAUGGACCCCAGGUCACAGAGCAGGGCCAGGGCUCGAACCGCAGCAUCGUGCCUACCAGCCCGGGCUUUCUCCGGCUGAGCCAGCCCUACCAACGUCACCUGGUGCGCCCCAACCUCCGGGGCCCCAGCUCUCGGCGACUCCGCGCGGAACUACAUUUCCCAGGCUGCCGCGGCGGGCGCGCCUGCGCACUACGCGAAGUGAUGGAGAGCUGACGGGGGGCGCGGCGGCGGCAGCGAGGGCUCGGCGGGCCAUUGGCUCCCAGCAGCGGCAAAGGCAGCUCCGAGACCAGAAGAGCGAGUCGGGCCCGCGGGCCGGGCCGGGCUGGGCCGGGGGCGUCCGGGCCGAGGCCCCACCCCCGCCCAGCCCCGCCCUGCUGGCCCCACCGGACCCCGGACGCAGACCCCCAGGAGCCCAUAGCACCUUGGCCUGGGUCCAGGCGCGUCCCCUCCGUGUCCCCCUCGCCCGGCAUCCCAGUCCCAGCCCUGACCCCAUCCCCACACCUUUCAUCCGGGGCGCUGACCAGGUGUCCCCGGAGGACGCCCUCCAGCUCAGCAUGGGCGACCCCACACCCCUAGAAAAGAGUCUCAGAGCCAGAGGCCCUCGCAGCGUCAUCUCCCUUCUCCCUGUUAAUUCCUUUCCCCAGGUUGUCCUUUCCCCCCAGAGCUGGGAGGGGGAGUCCCGGGAGGGGGAGCCGGGCCAGGUGAGGGGCUCACAGGCCUGCGUGUGCUUCUGGCGGGCACAGGGGGCUCUGCGGAAAAUCAUCACCACGCUGGCUGUGAAGAAUGAAGAGAUCCAGAGUUUCAUUUACUCCCUCAAGCGUAUGCUACUGAAUGUGGAGGCAAAUUCGGCCAAGGUGCAGGGGGACCUGGAGGCAGAAUUCCAGUCCCUCUUCUCCCUCCUGGAGGAGCUGAAGGAGAAUAUGCUCAUGAAGAUCAAGCAGGACCGCGCCAGCCGUACCUACGAGCUGCAGAACCAGCUGGCCGCCUGCACGCGGGCCCUGGAGAGCUCCGAGGAACUUCUGGAGACAGCCAACCAGACCCUGCAGGCCACAGACAGCGAGGACUUUCCCCAGGCUGCCAAGCAAAUAAAGGAUGGUGUGACGAUGGCCCCUGCCUUCCGGCUGUCGUUGAAAGCCAAAGUCAGUGACAACAUGAGUCACCUCAUGGUGGACUUUGCACAAGAGCGGCAGAUCCUACAGGCGCUCACGUUCCUUCCUGUGCCCAGCGCCCCGGUGAUUGACCUGGCCGAGUCCCUGGUGGCGGACAAUUGCGUGACCCUGGCGUGGCGCAUGCCAGACGAGGACAGCAAGAUUGACCACUACGUGCUGGAAUACCGGCGGACAAACUUCGAGGGCCCGCCCAGCCUCAAGGAGGACCAGCCCUGGAUGGUCAUCGAGGGCAUCCGGCAGACGGAGUACACCCUGACUGGUCUCAAGUUUGAUAUGAAAUACAUGAACUUCCGCGUGAAGGCCUGCAACAAGGCGGUUGCCGGCGAGUUCUCUGACCCGGUGACCCUGGAGACACCAGCGUUCACGUUCCGCCUGGAUGCGUCCACAUCCCACCAGAACCUGCGGGUGGAUGAGCUCUCCGUGGAGUGGGACGCCAUGGGCGGGAAGGUACAGGAUAUCAAGGCUCGCGAGAAAGACGGCAAGGGGAGGACAGCGUCCCCCGUCAACUCCCCGGCCAGAGGUACUCCAUCGCCCAAGAGGAUGCCCUCAGGUCGUGGGGGACGGGACCGUUUCACAGCUGAGUCCUACACAGUGCUGGGGGACACACUGAUCGAUGGCGGGGAGCAUUACUGGGAGGUGCGCUACGAGCCGGACAGCAAGGCCUUUGGUGUGGGCGUGGCCUACCGCAGCCUGGGCCGCUUCGAACAGCUGGGCAAGACGGCCGCGUCAUGGUGCCUGCACGUCAACAACUGGCUGCAGGUCAGCUUUACAGCCAAGCACGCCAACAAGGCCAAGGUGCUGGAAGCCCCCGUGCCCGACUGCCUGGGCGUGCACUGCGACUUUCACCAAGGUGACCCUGACUGCCCCAGACCUCCAGCCCCCUCCACACGUCUCUCUGCCCCAUACCCCUCCCCACUUCUGACUGGUCCCCCUGCUGCUCUGCCCUGUGCCCCAGGCCUCCUGUCCUUCUACAAUGCCCGCACCAAACAGCUGCUGCACACCUUCAAGGCCAAGUUCACUCAGCCCCUGCUGCCUGCGUUCACAGUGUGGUGUGGCAGCUUCCAGGUGAUGACAGGCCUACAGGUACCUAGCUCGGUGCGCUGCCUGCAGAAGCGGGGCAGUGCCACCAGCAGCUCCAACACCAGCCUCACCUAGGCCCCCGGCCUCUGCCCCACUGGGUUGUCCGUGGGGUCCCGGCUCUUCCAGCCGGCACCUCCUCUCACUUGCUGCUUGGAGCCUUAACUCCUGAUUUGGAGGCACCACCAGGGAGCAGGUACCCUACAUUGCCUCCUAAUAAAGGUCAA